AAGCACCGUUACAUUGUAUACUUUUGGACAAGGAGUUGCACGGUGGACAAUUGGACCUAAUGCAUCUCGGCAAAUUAGUGCGUCUGAUUUGUUUUUAGCUGCGGACUUCCGACAUUUUUUCCGCGCAUCGGGACGUAAAACUAAGCGCUCUGGAGACUAGAGCGCACCGCCUCAAAUAGGAGUCUAUGACCCAUGCAGAGCAUACAAAGCCCGAAGUAGGCUACCACUCGCUGUCAGGACUACUGUUUGUGUUGAUGUCAUCGGCGGCCGUGUUCGAACCGGAGCGACCCACAAUUUAUAGUCAGGAUUACUAGAAUAACAAAAAUAUAGUUUACAAUAAUUGUCGUGUUUUUGGCCAACAGUGAAUAUGGGAGUUCUGGCGCACUGUGUUGUAUUUUUUAUAUUUCUGCAUUUGACGUCAGCUUAUGAUUUUAAUGAAGGACUAUAUAACAGCGGGCAGUAUGAAUUUGUGAAAGAUCCCAGUUUGAAUAUCGAAAAGAGAUCACCAGAUUUAGAUUCGUUUGAUUCUGAAUCAUCCGACCACAUUAGGAGCAGAAGAAGUGCGGAUCAAGGAGACUGUAACCGUCUCCAGGGAUUCGACACCAAGUUGACUAACAACACCCAAACCUAUUCCUUCAAUGACCUGAGUGGGUCCGUGUCACUGGCCUGGGUUGGAGAUGCCACCGGGGUCAUCCUGGCUCUGACAACAUUCCAAGUGCCGUUCUUCAUGUUGAGAUUCGGUCAGUCUAAACUCUACCGAAGUGAGAACUAUGGGAAGUCGUUCCAGGACGUCACAAACCUCAUCAACAACACUUUCAUCCGGACAGAGUUCGGCAUCGCCAUCGGACCAGAGAACUCUGGGAAGGUGAUCCUGACAGGUGACGUGUCUGGCAGCCUGGGCUCUCGUAUCUUUAUCUCCAGAGACUUUGGGAACAGCUUUGAGCAGCAGGACCUUCCCUUCAACCCCCAGAUGCAGAUCAUAUACAACCCCAGAGACGCCAACGUUCUCCUGGUCAUCAGCAACACUAAUGAACUCUGGCUGUCUGAGGACUUUGGAGAGAAGUGGAGGAAGAUUCACGACAUGGUGUGUCUGGCCAAAUGGGGGAUGGACAGUAACAUAUUCUUUACCACCAACCUCAAUGGAUCCUGCAAUGAAAGGGGGAUGCUGGACUUGAGAAAGACGGCAGACUACGGGAAGACCAUCAAGACUGUUGCCAUUAAAAUCUUCUCCUUCGGCCUGGGCGGAAAGUUCCUGUUUGCUUCUGUUAUGACUGGAACUGGCACUCUGAGGAUGAUCCAUGUGUCGACUAACCAGGGGGAGGAGUGGAACAUGGCUCAGCUGCCUCCGGUUGGCCACGAGGAGUUCUAUUCUAUCUUGUCAGCCAAUGACGACAUGGUGUUCAUGCACGUGGAUGAACCAGGAGACACAGGCUUUGGCAGCAUCUACGUGUCAGACGACAGGGGUACAGUGUACUCUAAGUCUCUGGGGCGUCACCUCUACACCACCACAGGGGGAGACACUGACUUCACCAACGUUACCUCUCUACGAGGGGUCUUCAUCACCAGUAUACUGGCAGAGGACGGCUCGGUGCAGUCCGUGGUGUCCUUCGACCAGGGAGGGGAAUGGGUGCCCCUGCAGAAGCCUGCCAACACCAAGUGUGACUCCACAGCCAAAGACCCCGACGAGUGCAGUCUCCACAUCCACGCAGCUUACAGCACGGCUAUGAAGCUGAACGUCCCCAUGCUGCCUCUCAGUGAACCAAACGCUGUAGGACUCAUCAUGGCUCACGGGAGUGUGGGCGAUGCCAUCUCUGUGAUGAAGCCUGACGUAUUCGUGUCAGAUGAUGGAGGUUACACCUGGCUGCAGGCCCUGGAGGGACCUCACCACUAUGCCAUCCUGGACUCUGGUGGACUGCUGGUGGCCGUGGAACACUCUACUCAGCCCAUCAAAGACAUCAAGUUUUCCACAGACGAGGGCCAGUGCUGGCACGUUCACCAGUUCACUAGCGAUCCCAUCCACUUCACAGGGCUAGCGUCGGAGCCGGGGGCGAGGUCUAUGAACGUCAGUGUCUGGGGCUACAGAGACUCUCUGCUCAGUCAGUACUGGGUAUCAGUCACCAUCGACUUCAGAGAGCUGCUCACUAGAGACUGUGAGGACCAAGACUACGUGCAGUGGCUGGCGCACUCUGAUGACAUCAGCGACCCUAGCGACGGCUGUAUGUUGGGUUAUAAGGAGAAGUUCCUGCGUCUGAGGAAGGCCUCUGUCUGCUUGAACGGACGGGACUACGAGGUCAACAAGCAACCCACCCCUUGCCCCUGUACCCUGGAUGACUUCCAAUGUGACUUUGGGUACUAUCGUAAAGAGAACAGCUCCGAGUGUGUGGAGCAGCAGGACCUGAAGGGCCACGUUCUGGAGUUCUGUCUGCAAGGCAAGAAGGAGCUGCUGCAGACCAGAGGCUAUAGGAAGAUCCCUGGGGAUAAGUGUGAGGGAGGAACACAGCCGGAGAGAAAAGAGAUAGACCUCAGUAAGAGGUGUGUCAAUGACCUACUGGGACCUCAGGAACUACUGACAGACGGCCAUCUGUCCAGCUCAGCACCCAUCGUAGUGACGGUUCUAAUCAUUAUCCUGCUCAGUAUCGUAGCUGGGUUCCUCUUUGUCAAGAAGUACGUCUGCGGUGGAAGGUUUCUGGUACACAGGUACUCUGUACUACAGCAGCAUGCUGAGGCCCAGGGAGACGGAGUAGACGAGCCAUUAGACAGCAACCACACUCGGGCAAGCAACAAGACCGGCUUACACGAUUCAGACGAGGAUCUUCUGGAGUAACAGGUGGCAUUUUCAGCUACCAGGGGAAUCUAGCCUCCUGUCUAUCCUUUACAACCUAGAAGCUCCUGCAGCUACCAGGAGGAACUACUAGCCUGCUGUCUAUCCUUUACAACCUAGAAGCUCCUGCAGCUACCAGGGGAAUCUAGCCUCCUGUCUAUCCUUUACAACCUAGAAGCUCCUGCAGCUACCAGGGGAAUCUAGCCUCCUGUCUAUCCUUUACAACCUAGAAGCUCCUGCAGCUACCAGGGGAAUCUAGCCUGCUGUCUAUCCUUUACAACCUAGAAGCUCCUGCAGCUACCAGGGGAAUCUAGCCUCCUGUCUAUCCUUUACAACCUAGAAGCUCCUGCAGCUACCAGGGGAAUCUAGCCUGCUGUCUAUCCUUUACAACCUAGAAGCUCCUGCAGCUACCAGGGGAAUCUAGCCUGCUGUCUAUCCUUUACAACCUAGAAGCUCCUGCAGCUACCAGGGGAAUCUAGCCUGCUGUCUAUCCUUUACAACCUAGAAGCUCCUGCAGCUACCAGGAGGAACUACUAGCCUGCUGUCUAUCCUUUACAACCUAGAAGCUCCUGCAGCUACCAGGAGGAACUACUAGCCUGCUGUCUAUCCUUUACAACCUAGAAGCUCCUGCAGCUACCAGGAGGAACUACUAGCCUGCUGUCUAUCCUUUACAACCUAGAAGCUCCUGCAGCUACCAGGGGAAUCUAGCCUGCUGUCUAUCCUUUACAACCUAGAAGCUCCUGCAGCUACCAGGAGGAACUACUAGCCUGCUGUCUAUCCUUUACAACCUAGAAGCUCCUGCAGCUACCAGGAGGAACUACUAGCCUGCUGUCUAUCCUUUACAACCUAGAAGCUCCUGCAGCUACCAGGAGGAACUACUAGCCUGCUGUCUAUCCUUUACAACCUAGAAGCUCCUGCAGCUACCAGGAGGAACUACUAGCCUCCUGUCUAUCCUUUACAACCUAGAAGCUCCUGCAGCUACCAGGGGAAUCUAGCCUCCUGUCUAUCCUUUACAACCUAGAAGCUCCUGCAGCUACCAGGAGGAACUACUAGCCUGCUGUCUAUCCUUUACAACCUAGAAGCUCCUGCAGCUACCAGGAGGAACUACUAGCCUGCUGUCUAUCCUUUACAACCUAGAAGCUCCUGCAGCUACCAGGAGGAACUACUAGCCUCCUGUCUAUCCUUUACAACCUAGAAGCUCCUGCAGCUACCAGGAGGAACUACUAGCCUCCUGUCUAUCCUUUACAACCUAGAAGCUCCUGCAGCUACCAGGAGGAACUACUAGCCUCCUGUCUAUCCUUUACAACCUAGAAGCUCCUGCAGCUACCAGGAGGAACUACUAGCCUCCUGUCUAUCCUUUACAACCUAGAAGCUCCUGCAGCUACCAGGAGGAACUACUAGCCUGCUGUCUAUCCUUUACAACCUAGAAGCUCCUGCAGCUACCAGGGGAAUCUAGCCUCCUGUCUAUCCUUUACAACCUAGAAGCUCCUGCAGCUACCAGGGGAAUCUAGCCUGCUGUCUAUCCUUUACAACCUAGAAGCUCCUGCAGCUACCAGGGGAAUCUAGCCUGCUGUCUAUCCUUUACAACCUAGAAGCUCCUGCAGCUACCAGGGGAAUCUAGCCUGCUGUCUAUCCUUUACAACCUAGAAGCUCCUGCAGCUACCAGGGGAAUCUAGCCUGCUGUCUAUCCUUUACAACCUAGAAGCUCCUGCAGCUACCAGGGGAAUCUAGCCUGCUGUCUAUCCUUUACAACCUAGAAGCUCCUGCAGCUACCAGGGGAAUCUAGCCUGCUGUCUAUCCUUUACAACCUAGAAGCUCCUGCAGCUACCAGGGGAAUCUAGCCUGCUGUCUAUCCUUUACAACCUAGAAGCUCCUGCAGCUACCAGGGGAAUCUAGCCUGCUGUCUAUCCUUUACAACCUAGAAGCUCCUGCAGCUACCAGGGGAAUCUAGCCUGCUGUCUAUCCUUUACAACCUAGAAGCUCCUGCAGCUACCAGGGGAAUCUAGCCUGCUGUCUAUCCUUUACAACCUAGAAGCUCCUGCAGCUACCAGGGGAAUCUAGCCUGCUGUCUAUCCUUUACAACCUAGAAGCUCCUGCAGCUACCAGGGGAAUCUAGCCUCCUGUCUAUCCUUUACAACCUAGAAGCUCCUGCAGCUACCAGGGGAAUCUAGCCUCCUGUCUAUCCUUUACAACCUAGAAGCUCCUGCAGCUACCAGGAGGAACUACUAGCCUGCUGUCUAUCCUUUACAACCUAGAAGCUCCUGCAGCUACCAGGGGAAUCUAGCCUGCUGUCUAUCCUUUACAACCUAGAAGCUCCUGCAGCUACCAGGGGAAUCUAGCCUGCUGUCUAUCCUUUACAACCUAGAAGCUCCUGCAGCUACCAGGGGAAUCUAGCCUGCUGUCUAUCCUUUACAACCUAGAAGCUCCUGCAGCUACCAGGGGAAUCUAGCCUGCUGUCUAUCCUUUACAACCUAGAAGCUCCUGCAGCUACCAGGGGAAUCUAGCCUGCUGUCUAUCCUUUACAACCUAGAAGCUCCUGCAGCUACCAGGGGAAUCUAGCCUGCUGUCUAUCCUUUACAACCUAGAAGCUCCUGCAGCUACCAGGGGAAUCUAGCCUGCUGUCUAUCCUUUACAACCUAGAAGCUCCUGCAGCUACCAGGGGAAUCUAGCCUGCUGUCUAUCCUUUACAACCUAGAAGCUCCUGCAGCUACCAGGGGAAUCUAGCCUGCUGUCUAUCCUUUACAACCUAGAAGCUCCUGCAGCUACCAGGGGAAUCUAGCCUGCUGUCUAUCCUUUACAACCUAGAAGCUCCUGCAGCUACCAGGGGAAUCUAGCCUCCUGUCUAUCCUUUACAACCUAGAAGCUCCUGCAGCUACCAGGGGAAUCUAGCCUCCUGUCUAUCCUUUACAACCUAGAAGCUCCUGCAGCUACCAGGAGGAACUACUAGCCUGCUGUCUAUCCUUUACAACCUAGAAGCUCCUGCAGCUACCAGGGGAAUCUAGCCUGCUGUCUAUCCUUUACAACCUAGAAGCUCCUGCAGCUACCAGGGGAAUCUAGCCUGCUGUCUAUCCUUUACAACCUAGAAGCUCCUGCAGCUACCAGGGGAAUCUAGCCUGCUGUCUAUCCUUUACAACCUAGAAGCUCCUGCAGCUACCAGGGGAAUCUAGCCUGCUGUCUAUCCUUUACAACCUAGAAGCUCCUGCAGCUACCAGGAGGAACUACUAGCCUGCUGUCUAUCCUUUACAACCUAGAAGCUCCUGCAGCUACCAGGAGGAACUACUAGCCUGCUGUCUAUCCUUUACAACCUAGAAGCUCCUGCAGCUACCAGGAGGAACUACUAGCCUGCUGUCUAUCCUUUACAACCUAGAAGCUCCUGCAGCUACCAGGAGGAACUACUAGCCUGCUGUCUAUCCUUUACAACCUAGAAGCUCCUGCAGCUACCAGGAGGAACUACUAGCCUGCUGUCUAUCCUUUACAACCUAGAAGCUCCUGCAGCUACCAGGAGGAACUACUAGCCUGCUGUCUAUCCUUUACAACCUAGAAGCUCCUGCAGCUACCAGGAGGAACUACUAGCCUGCUGUCUAUCCUUUACAACCUAGAAGCUCCUGCAGCUACCAGGGGAAUCUAGCCUGCUGUCUAUCCUUUACAACCUAGAAGCUCCUGCAGCUACCAGGAGGAACUACUAGCCUGCUGUCUAUCCUUUACAACCUAGAAGCUCCUGCAGCUACCAGGAGGAACUACUAGCCUGCUGUCUAUCCUUUACAACCUAGAAGCUCCUGCAGCUACCAGGAGGAACUACUAGCCUGCUGUCUAUCCUUUACAACCUAGAAGCUCCUGCAGCUACCAGGGGAAUCUAGCCUGCUGUCUAUCCUUUACAACCUAGAAGCUCCUGCAGCUACCAGGGGAAUCUAGCCUGCUGUCUAUCCUUUACAACCUAGAAGCUCCUGCAGCUACCAGGGGAAUCUAGCCUCCUGUCUAUCCUUUACAACCUAGAAGCUCCUGCAGCUACCAGGAGGAACUACUAGCCUGCUGUCUAUCCUUUACAACCUAGAAGCUCCUGCAGCUACCAGGGGAAUCUAGCCUGCUGUCUAUCCUUUACAACCUAGAAGCUCCUGCAGCUACCAGGGGAAUCUAGCCUCCUGUCUAUCCUUUACAACCUAGAAGCUCCUGCAGCUACCAGGGGAAUCUAGCCUGCUGUCUAUCCUUUACAACCUAGAAGCUCCUGCAGCUACCAGGGGAAUCUAGCCUGCUGUCUAUCCUUUACAACCUAGAAGCUCCUGCAGCUACCAGGGGAAUCUAGCCUCCUGUCUAUCCUUUACAACCUAGAAGCUCCUGCAGCUACCAGGGGAAUCUAGCCUGCUGUCUAUCCUUUACAACCUAGAAGCUCCUGCAGCUACCAGGAGGAACUACAAGCCUGCUGUCUAUCCUUUACAACCUAGAAGCUCCUGCAGCUACCAGGAGGAACUACAAGCCUGCUGUCUAUCCUUUACAACCUAGAAGCUCCUGCAGCUACCAGGAGGAACUACUAGCCUGCUGUCUAUCCUUUACAACCUAGAAGCUCCUGCAGCUACCAGGGGAAUCUAGCCUGCUGUCUAUCCUUUACAACCUAGAAGCUCCUGCAGCUACCAGGGGAAUCUAGCCUGCUGUCUAUCCUUUACAACCUAGAAGCUCCUGCAGCUACCAGGGGAAUCUAGCCUGCUGUCUAUCCUUUACAACCUAGAAGCUCCUGCAGCUACCAGGGGAAUCUAGCCUGCUGUCUAUCCUUUACAACCUAGAAGCUCCUGCAGCUACCAGGGGAAUCUAGCCUGCUGUCUAUCCUUUACAACCUAGAAGCUCCUGCAGCUACCAGGGGAAUCUAGCCUCCUGUCUAUCCUUUACAACCUAGAAGCUCCUGCAGCUACCAGGGGAAUCUAGCCUGCUGUCUAUCCUUUACAACCUAGAAGCUCCUGCAGCUACCAGGAGGAACUACAAGCCUGCUGUCUAUCCUUUACAACCUAGAAGCUCCUGCAGCUACCAGGAGGAACUACUAGCCUGCUGUCUAUCCUUUACAACCUAGAAGCUCCUGCAGCUACCAGGAGGAACUACUAGCCUGCUGUCUAUCCUUUACAACCUAGAAGCUCCUGCAGCUACCAGGGGAAUCUAGCCUCCUGUCUAUCCUUUACAACCUAGAAGCUCCUGCAGCUACCAGGGGAAUCUAGCCUGCUGUCUAUCCUUUACAACCUAGAAGCUCCUGCAGCUACCAGGGGAAUCUAGCCUCCUGUCUAUCCUUUACAACCUAGAAGCUCCUGCAGCUACCAGGGGAAUCUAGCCUGCUGUCUAUCCUUUACAACCUAGAAGCUCCUGCAGCUACCAGGGGAAUCUAGCCUGCUGUCUAUCCUUUACAACCUAGAAGCUCCUGCAGCUACCAGGGGAAUCUAGCCUGCUGUCUAUCCUUUACAACCUAGAAGCUCCUGCAGCUACCAGGGGAAUCUAGCCUCCUGUCUAUCCUUUACAACCUAGAAGCUCCUGCAGCUACCAGGGGAAUCUAGCCUCCUGUCUAUCCUUUACAACCUAGAAGCUCCUGCAGCUACCAGGGGAAUCUAGCCUGCUGUCUAUCCUUUACAACCUAGAAGCUCCUGCAGCUACCAGGGGAAUCUAGCCUGCUGUCUAUCCUUUACAACCUAGAAGCUCCUGCAGCUACCAGGGGAAUCUAGCCUCCUGUCUAUCCUUUACAACCUAGAAGCUCCUGCAGCUACCAGGAGGAACUACAAGUCUCCUGUCUAUCCUUCACAAACCAGAAGCUCCUGCAGCUACCAGGGGAAUCUAGUCUCCUGUCUGUCCUUAGGCUCACUGCUCUAUAUUGAAGAACAAGUUUGUCCUAUGUGUACACCGGGGCUCGCUGCUGCUCUCUCCUUCGCUUCCUGUUACUUCCUCCUUCUCCCCUCCACCAUGACCCUUUAACUCUAACCCCUGACCUUACAUCGCCUGGUGGAGAGUCCUUGUAACGCAGCUCUCAUCAGUGAGGUAUCCAAUGAGGCUUUCUGUUCUGAGUGAGACACACAUACAGAGUUCAGCAGGAGAGCAAAAUGGGGCCAGUAGUAGUGUUGUGGUUGAUUUUAGAGUUUAUUCUCCAAGUUCCUUUUCCGUUGGGGACAAUUGAGUGAUGGAAUGUGGUGGUUCUGGACUGCUGGUGAACAUUAAAUAAUGGACCUCUGGAAACUGCUGUGUAGAAGCUGUUUUAUCAUCAGCAUCUUCUCUUAACAACAUAAAGCUAUCUUUUUCAACCAAGUGAACAUAAACAACAUUACGGUUUAUACAUGCUUAGGGCUGGGGCUCUUGGGAAUAUUACGUAUACACUUCUAAUGAAGACUUUUCCUGUUUCCCCCUCCCCUCCCCUCCCCUGUACAUAAAGAGCUUUCCUUUUUCAUUGAUGUGACAGAGUGGUAAAUAAGUUGCUGUUGGGUACUGUGGCUUGGAAAAAAAAUAUUUGUAAGUAUUUUGCCUAACUAAUAAGAUGGAAGUGGAAAUAUUUCUAAGCAUUUUAAAGUUGGAUAGCAAUAACAUGUUUAUAUCCACUGUAUCAACACUAAGCUUUUAUAGCAGGGGUGAACGUCCUCUAAACUAGACUGAACUAAAGCCAUGUAUUCUAACCCCAGAAAUGGGUACCUGACUCAAACUUUCACCUCCUAAAUCAUGCAUUGAUAUCAAUGGGGUAAUACAAAUGUGUUGCGUGCAUGUAUCUCAAAUUAUGAUUUGGCUGUAUUGGAACAAUGUCCUUUUUUUGUAUGUGAAAAACUGUCUGUUUUUAGUUUAGUCCUUGGGAGAAAAUCUAGUGUACAAAUAGCAAUUGGCCUUACGCCUCCUCAUUUCUCAAUAAAAAUGAUACUUCUGUUUUAAUAUGUUAAGCUGUCCCUACACAAGUGAAAGUAGAUCCGAAAGUGAAGGAAGGACAGUAGGAAUCAAUCACUGGACUACACAGGGCAACAAUGUAAACACAGGAACUAAGAGCACAUUUGUAAAUGUAGUACAUAAGACCUGGACAUUUUUGACGAAGCAGUCGGCUAGAAGAAGUGGUUUUUAUAACAAUGUUGUAUGGAUGUGUAGCAGUUUCACACUGGCGUGCCUGUUUUCACUAUGUGUAGAACCGACCUCUAUGUACUGUAGCUCAUAUGAGAUGAGCUAAUUCUACUGAAUAAACCUAUUUUAUCAUGGUCACCACGUUACCUGAGAAGGUCAUUGACUUAGUUUCACAGAGACAGGAUCAUUCUAGCCUCGGAAGCCCAUUUGGGGGUGUAAUGUCUGUCUAGUAUGGGGGGCUGGGUCUGUGCCUUCCCAAUGAGUGGCAAGUGUACGUACGGUCUAUAAUAGCAUCAAAGUGUGCAUUCCAAAUAGCACCUUAUUCCCUAUAUAGGGGCCUACUUUUGACCAGGGCCCAUAGGAUGCACCCUAGAUCUCAGAUGUCUGUGUAACCACAGUGCAUCCAUUUUGUAGAUUGCACUUACUGUAAUGAUGUGAAAUAAGGAUUUCACCUCAACUGAAACUCCCUUCAAUACCGACUACCCUUCUGUUCAGUACAACUGUUUCUCUGAAUACUCUCCCAUCUAUAAAGCAAUGGGAAAUGGAAACAUGAACCAAUUUGAUUCCCUUGUCAUGCAAUACAACUUGAUUUGUCCACUGUGAAACAGACAAAUGCAAUGUUUCAUCUAAUUUAAAAGCCAACCUAUACUUGGUGUUUGGUUUGUACAAAAACAUCUCUACUCUUGCACAGGACUAAAAUAAAUGUCGAUUGGCAUUAGAGCCAACACCUGUACGGUAGUUAACACUGGGAAGACACUUGUUCUGAAUUAUUCAUGCUGGUUUUAUGUCUUUGAUUUGAGAGGUGAGACUUUUUCUUUCUUACAUUUUAAAAUGGCUGUAUAAAGAAAUAAUUGUGAUGGCUCAAUUGUUGAAUCUUGGUAUCUGCUGUGUAUAUCUUCUGUAUAUUUGAGACAAUUUUGCUUUGGGUUGACGACCAAUAAAUUAACUUGUCCCUUUGAAA
Salvelinus namaycush (lake trout) is the source of this 10838-nucleotide messenger RNA. Its product is annotated as sortilin-like. Gene Ontology annotation, biological process: Golgi to endosome transport; endocytosis; vesicle organization. Gene Ontology annotation, molecular function: protein binding. The transcript is spliced from 19 exons. Gene Ontology annotation, cellular component: membrane; Golgi apparatus. NCBI's taxonomy places the organism in Eukaryota, Metazoa, Chordata, Actinopteri, Salmoniformes, Salmonidae. The coding region runs from base 368 to 2824 and encodes 818 amino acids. The record is from RefSeq and is a predicted model, not a curated record.